Molecule: messenger RNA, 1500 nt
Organism: Ceratotherium simum simum (southern white rhinoceros)
Lineage: Eukaryota; Metazoa; Chordata; Mammalia; Perissodactyla; Rhinocerotidae
Source: RefSeq, a predicted model, not a curated record
AUGGUGGAAAAGGACUUGGUGGUCUUCGAGGAUGUGGCUGUGGACUUCACCCCGGAGGAGUGGGCUUUGCUGGAUGGUGCUCAGAGGAAGCUCUACAGAGAUGUGAUGCUGGAAACCUUCAAGAACCUGGUCUCAGUAGAUAAUGAGAUUCAACUUAAAACCAAUGGGUCCAUUUCUCAGCAGGAUAUUUUUGGAGAAAAAUUAUCCAACGAACAGAAAAUAGCAAGGUUCACAAAAAGUGAUUGCUGGACCUCCCUUUUAGGAGAGAAUUGGGAAGACCAGGAUAUUGAAGAUAAGCACAACAACGAGGGGAGACAUUUGAGCAGAAAUCGUAUUGUGGAGAGAUUCUGUGCUAGUAGUAAAGGUAAUAAAUAUAGAGUAACCUUCAGGCGUAUUGCAAAUCGUAAGCUGUACAAGAAAACUUCUACUAGAGUAAAGCUGUAUGAGUGCAGUCAGUGUGGAAAAGUCUUCAGGCAUCGUUCAUCCCUUAAGAGGCACAGAAGAAGUCACACUGGAUGCAAACUAUAUCAAUGUGAGGAAUGUGGGAAAGCCUUCAGUUGUUCUUCAUACCUAAGGAAUCAUGUGAAAACUCACAGUGGAGAGAAACCUUAUGCAUGUAAACUUUGUGGGAAAACAUUUAUUCGUUCCCAUUCCCUCACUGGACAUAUAAGGAGUCACACUGGAGAGAAGCCCUAUGAAUGUAAGGAAUGUGGGAAAGCCUUCAGUUGUCCUAAAUCCUUUCGAGUACAUGUGAUGAUGCACAAUGGAGGGAGACCCUAUGAAUGUAAGCAGUGUGGGAAAGGCUUCAGUUGUCCCAAAUCCUUUCGUGUACAUAUGAUAAUGCACACUGGAGAGAAACCCUAUGAAUGUAAGCAGUGUGGGAAAGCCUACUGUUGGCUCACGUCCUUUCAAAGACAUGUGAGAAUUCACAAUGGAGAGAAACCCUAUAAAUGUGACAAAUGUGGGAAAGCAUUCGGUUGGCCCUCAUCCUUACACAAACAUGUCAGAAUGCAUGCUGAAGAGAAGCCUGUAAAUGUAAGCAAUGUGGGAAAGCCUUCAACUGGCCCUCACCCUUCCAAAAAUGUAAAAAUGCAGACUAGAGAGAUACCCUAUAAAUGUGAAAAAUGUGGGAAAACAUUCGGUUGGUCCUCAUCCUUACACAAACAUGUCAGAAAGCAUACUGGAGAGAAACCUAUAAAUGUAAGCAAUGUGGGAAAGCCUUCAGUUGGCUCUCAUCCUUCCAAAACUGUAAGAAUGCAGACUAGAGAGAAACCUUAUAAGUGUGAAAAGUGUGGGAAAGCUUUCAGUUGUCACAAAUCCUUUCAAAGUCAUGUGAGAACCCAUAGUGGAAAGAAACCGUAUAAAUAUAAGUAAUGUGGGAAAGCCUGAUGCAAGUUAAUUCAUGUAUAACAGUUUAGAAAAUUCACACCAGGAGAGAAAUCUUAUAAAAGUUAUAAAUAUAGUGACUUGAUCAGUACUGCAUCCUUAAAGUGGGCCCCU